GUACAAUUGUAAGAAUCCUUUUUACAAAGAACAAUCAGAACGUUAACUUCCAGGCAUUCACGAACAAAUUUGAGAAUGACAACGCUUACGAAGUAUUAAAACGUGGCAGUCACGAAGAAACUAGAGUAAAGCUUAAAUCAGCUACAGGUUUAGAGCUCAACAACUGCAGGAUAACAAACCACGUCCUAUACAAAGACAAUCAAAUAUGAUCCAACACAACUUGGUAAAGCUUCUGUUUGUAAUGCUUUGUUGCUUUCAAACAACAUAUGGUUUUGCUGAUGGAAUAUGCAAUGGUAGAAAGUACAAGACGCAAAAUGCAACCGAAGGAAAACCCAUUGUCAUGGUUGAGUUGUCGCCUCGUCACGAGAGCUUUAAAGUUGACGACGUGGCCUUCUUAAAAUGUAAAGUGCAGGCGAAUCCUGCAGCGGAAAUCUUGUGGCUAUACGAAGGAAAAUAUAUUGAAGGAAUAGAACAACAGCAGGCGUAUGAUUAUUCACAUUGCAAUACAACCCUUAGAAUAAUGUUUUUGGAACCGAGGGACACAGGACGAUACUCGUGUAUGGCCAGGAACACUCAUGGUGAAACAAUAUCUGCACCUGUUGUCCUUGCUGUGCAGCAAACAGACAAGUACUAUGGAAUUUACAAGAAUGCCUCAAUCAUAAAGACGUCCUCCGGUUCGCAGUGUGUCUCAAAGCAGAGGAAUAUCACGCUUCGCUGUGUACAUAACGAAAGCAAAGGAAUUUGUGUUUGGAAAAAGGAUAAAGCUCGCUUAAAUGACAGUAAAGUGGACUUUUGCGAUAAUAAAAUGUGCUGUAUUAGCAUUCCUCGUUUCAAAGAAGAACAUUUUGGUCUUUAUACUUGUUUCAUGUACGGAGACGUUCGAAAAGCCGUUAUUUCUCUCUCCAAAUCAGAUCAAAUUGUAAUUCGAAGUGAAACUUCGUGCAACGGCGUUGGAAUGGCAAACAAAAUAAAUGUCUGUGUUUUUGUGGGCAGUAUGCUAGCGAUGUUUGGUUCAAUUUUCUAAAUUUUCUUUUGUAAUCGAACAAUGUUAAUGAAAAAUGCAAUGAAAAACUAAAGAACGAAGGCAAACACGUUAUUUUGUAAUUGUUAUUCGAUGCACGAUCAUCUGCCUAACGCUAAUUAUAUGUUUUCAGAAGUUUGUAAUUUUAAUCUUUCUAUCUAGUCACAGUAGAGUGAGCUAACAGCA
Molecule: messenger RNA, 1207 nt
Organism: Xenia sp. Carnegie-2017
Lineage: Eukaryota; Metazoa; Cnidaria; Anthozoa; Malacalcyonacea; Xeniidae
Product: hemicentin-1-like
Exons: 4
Coding region: 206-1024 (272 amino acids)
Source: RefSeq, a predicted model, not a curated record